Aureobasidium musti is the source of this 478-nucleotide messenger RNA. The record is from the annotation of a GenBank genome assembly. NCBI's taxonomy places the organism in Eukaryota, Fungi, Ascomycota, Dothideomycetes, Dothideales, Saccotheciaceae.
CGACACAGCGCCAUACACCGUCUCGCGCCCAACAACAAUCCGCAUGCCUAUGCUUGGCGACGAAACUCAUCUCGCUGCACUCUUUGUUCUUGAAGAAGGAAUACCGUCCGAAGUCAUUGAUGAGUUUUUGCANAAAGUGUACAGCGAAUCAGAAGUAUACCAUCUGUGGCUAGCUGACGACAGCCCAGGUAGCUUCCCAGAUGACUUCGAUGUGGCGACUGUGCCUCCUAGAUCUCCUGCUUGGCGAUCUCCGUUUGUUGGAAAGACUAUUGAAGAGGCAUUCGGAUUCCUUUCAACUCUCCCCACCAACACUGGAGUGACGAUGAAUCCACCUGUAUACUACGAGAAACUAGGUCAUUGUGUGCAAGAUCGAUGGAGAAGGCACGAUCACCACCGCACCUUGCGCAGCACAGAAUCCUAUCUUGCACAUCGACUCGCUGUCCUGGCACUUAUGGCCGCAGUAUCUAGAAAGAUGGCG